AUGAUUAACAGUUCUUUAAGCAUGCUCUUUUCUUAUUUAGAAAAGUAUUUCUAUGUUGCAGAUGAACUGUCUCAUUGUGUUGAGCCUGAGCCGUCUCAGGUGCCAGGUGGCAGUUCUAGAGACCAUCAGCAAGGUAAGCCCCCUCCUGUCCCGGCUCUAAAAGCUAAGACAUCUUCACGUUCUAGUCCAUAUGCCACUGAGAUACAGAAGUCAACUGAUGAUUCCAUAUUUAAAGUUCUAGACUGGUUUAACCGAAGUUCUUAUUCAGAUGACAAUAAGUCAUUCCUCCAACAUCCCCGAGGAAUAGAGUCCAAAGAAAAAACAGACUCAAAAUCACAGGUUGCUAUUGACUUGGUGACAGAUGACACUACUUUAAAAGAAAAUGGCUCUAAGAACCUAUCAUCCAGCAAAAUUGAAUCGAAGCCUGUGAGAUCUGAUUCAACAUUCCAAGUAGAGGGAGAUAUGCUGGUUUCUGAAAGUUGCCAAGAUGCUAAUGUGAACAUCAAAUCCAAAUUCAUGAAUUUGUCCCAACAAGGUGCCCCAAAGGAAGGCCCAUGUAUAUUGCCAUUUGAAAGCUAUGGCACCCCAAGUCAAAGGAGCAAAAAUAUGGACUAUAGCCAAGAUUCAAAAAGCAUAGGAAAAGGGAACGGGUUAUCUCCUCCAAAAAGGAACUAUUCCUACAAUAUUCUCAAGGAAUCUGAUGCAGAAAACCAAGUUCCAUGCAACACUAAUAAUAUUGGCAACUUGGGUGAAGAAAAACCCAAGUUUCAUGCUCAUAAAGAAAAUAUAGGACACUCAGAAGUGAAUUUUGACUCUUCAACAAUUGUCAAAGAACCAGGUUUGAAAGAUAACAUGAAAGCAGAGAGAAAGAGCAAAGGAGGAAAUACCUAUAUCCUGAAAGCUUCCUUAGAGCCAGAGAAUAUUAAGUCAACACCUGGGGUUGCCAACAACGGCUCUCCUUGGAAGAAGCCUGAGGUCCAUCUCCAGCAAGAAGCUGAUGAGGUUCCCAAGAACAAAGUGCAGAGAGAGAAAUACAAAAGAGUGAGUGACAGAAUAUCCUUUUGGGAAGGAGAGAAAGCUGCUGCUAAGAUAACUCAUAAAGAACCCACAUCUUCAUGUAGCCAGGAACAACCUUCUGCUAAAGCAUAUCAGCCUGUGCAGAAGUCACAGGGUGUAUCAUCUAUGGACAGUUUAUCUACAGACCAGAGUGAAUAUAAUCAGGUCAUUCCCAAACGAGUGGUCCUAGAUGAGGAUGAUCAAGCAUCCCAGCUCUCCAAUUCUUAUUCCUCAAAUAAAUCUAAAGAGACCAAGCCACAAAUAUCAGAUCCAUCCAGAAACUAUCUUUCAGCUGAGGAAUCAGAUAAAGUGUCUCUGUUUCAGAAUAAGAAAAAUGAGCCUAUAAAAAGAUCACCAGUGGCAGACAGUUUGCCUUCUAGAAGAAACCUUACUUUACCAGCACUGCAACGUCCCUCAAAUGUUGGGAGUGAACGACAUGUUCCUUUGGAGAAAGACAGACCUCUAGUUCGUGAAUCAAAUGCCAACUUCAAAGUUAUGUCCCUAAAAGAAAGAAUGGAUGAACCCAAUGUGGAACAGGUCUAUAAUCCCUCUCAGUUUGAGAAUUUGAGAAAGUUUUGGGACUUAGAAGCUAAUUUAAACAGUAAGAAUAAUGACAAGAAUAUUACCACAGCAAGCCAAAAAAGUUCUACACCUUUUAAUAGGCAGAAACACAAGGAAUUAAGUGACAUUAAAUUAUCAGGUAAAAAUACUCAUGAAGCAGAGGUGCUUCUAAGCCCAAAAAAAGUUAUGGGAAGAGAGGAAAUGGAGAAAUUAAAUUCAAAGGGCAUACUCCAGGUGCUACCAGAUGAAACCACAUUUCCUUUGAGUCCGCUUAGAAAGUAUACUCAUCAGUUGCGAGGAAAUGAGUCAUCAAAGGAAUACAUGGAAAAGAAUAUGGAAGGGAGUGUUACUCCAGUGUUUAAGGAAGAAAAGGAUUACUCAGACCAAGAGAUUCAAGAAUCCAUAGUAAAAACCAAUGUUUUGUCUAAAGACUACAAAGACACUUUUAAUGACAGCUUGCAGAAACUGCUUUCAGAAGCCUCAACACCAGCAAUUCAACCCUCUGGUGGAAAAGUUCAUGGAAAACAAGUGCUUGAGCCAAGUGUUUCUGAAAAUAGGACAUGGCGUCAAAAAACAGAUUUUGCUGAUACCGAGGAAGAAGUCAAAGGACCUGAGAAGAUCAUUAAUGAGCAUGUUGACAAAACAGUAGUUCCUCCAAAGGUUAAACGGAACUCUUUGACUGCUAGUCUAGACAAACUCCUGAAGGAAGCAACUGGAACUUCACCCUCUCCCUUGCAAACCAAGUUGGCGCCCGUUAUCACUGGAACCAACUCUAAGCCGGAAGAAGGAAGAUUUUUUGGAAAAGGGAUAGAACAGAGUCACAAUACUUCAGCUGAUAAGAGAGAAAUACUAGCUCCUUUUCCAGAGAGAGAUGAAACUUUUGGAAAUACAGCUGUCCCCAAGAAAGCUGAAAGUGGUGAGUGCCAGCUAAACACAGAGAAUUUGAUUCAGAUGGCUGCAGAAGAUUCUUAUCCAUUGGAUCCACCUUCCCAGCUUUCCAGAAAGGGUUCUUUUGGGGAUGUGGCCAACCCUCCCCACGAUAUGCUUUUUCCCCAAGAUGCUCAUCUUGUUCCCCAGGCUAGGGCACAACCUUCUCAAACGGAAAUUUCAGAGACUGUAGAGAAAGUCAUUCUUCCACCCAGACCUGUGUUGAAUGAUGUAAAUGCUGCAUUACAGAAGCUGCAUAGAGAAGUAUGGUUAAGUUAUCCAGCUGGAAGGGAAGUACGUCCUGGAGAAGUGAACCCAGAAUUUCCUGAAGCAGUACAGGCAUUAGGUAGCCCCCUAAAUCCGCCAGGAGUGAUAUCACCAUGGGCUAUGAUGGACACCAUAGUUCCAGACAGGAAGGAUUUUUAUUCCUCCAAUGUAGUUCCUGAUAAAACUCAUGAACUUGGAUCUUAUUUAGCUGCCCAAAUGUUUCUAUCAGACCAGACACUUAGCUCAUUUGGUUCCACUGUUGCUCAAUAUGGCAAAGGCCUACCUCAGGAAGUGGAAGAAAUUGUGAGGGAAACAAUUAUUCAACCCAAAUCAGAGUUCCUCGAAUUCAGUGCUGGCUUAGAAAAACUACUGAAGGAAGCAACUGAAACCUUCCCCUUAAAAUGUGAAAGCGAUACAGGGAAUCUUUCUGCAUCAAAGUUAAUAGGUAGUACAAAGGAGCCCAGGCAAGCCACUUCUGAAUUCCAUCCUGAGGAAUUAAAAGAAACAGUAGAAAAGGCUGAGGCUCCAUUAAUAACUGAGAGUGCUUUUGAUGCUGGUUUUGAGAAACUUCUUAAAGAAAUAACUGAAGCUCCUCCUUAUCAGCCCCAGGUGUCAGUGAGAGAAGAAAUGCACAAGAAGGAGUCCUCACAGUCAGAGCAGACCAGGUUCUUAGGGGCAGUGCCCCAUUUUUAUGGGGCAGCCUCACAGACCUCUGAAAUGAAGGCUAAAAGUAGUGGUUUGGAAUCUCAAGUCAACCGAUGUAAUAAAAAGUUGGGAGGAGACGUACAUAUGACUGAUUUAUUGGUAGAUUUUUGUGGUUCCAAAAGUGGAGUUGAGAUCCCUAGAACCCCACAACUUUAUGUGGCUCAUGAAAUAGGGACCAUUAACACUGUAAACCCCCCAGUGGACAGGGACAGUGAAAGUGGGGUUGCAGGGCGACAAGGGACUUUUCAGGAACCUGGCUUUGGAGGGGCUUCUGAAGCAAUUAGUGUGUCCAGAAAUAGGCAACCCAUUCCUCUCCUGAUGAACAAAGAAAACUCUACAAAAACAAGUAAAGUUGAAUUGAUUCUAGCAUCGCCAUAUAAGAAACAGGAGAAAGAGGAAGAAAAAGAAGGUUUCUCUGAGUCCGAGUUUUCAGAUGGAAACACCAGUUCUAAUGCAGAGAGCUGGAGAAAUCCUUCCAGUUCAAAAGAAGAACCCAGUCCUGUUUUGAAAACUUUGGAAAAGAGUGCCGCUAGGAAAAUGCCUUCCAAAAGUCUAGAAGACAUUUCAUCAGAUUCAUCAAAUCAAGCAAAAGUAGAUAAUCAGCCAGAAGAAUUAGUGCGUAGUGCUGAAGAUGUUUCCACAGUGCCUACACCACCUGAUAAUCCAUUUUCUCACCCUGACAAACUCAAAAGGAUGAGCAAGUCUGUUCCAGCAUUUCUCCAAGAUGAGAGUGAUGACAGAGAAACAGAUACAGCAUCAGAAAGCAGUUACCAGCUCAGCAGACACAAGAAGAGCCCGAGCUCUUUAACCAAUCUUAGCAGCUCCUCUGGCAUGACGUCCUUGUCUUCUGUGAGUGGCAGUGUGAUGAGUGUUUAUAGUGGAGACUUUGGAAAUCUGGAAGUUAAAGGAAAUAUUCAGUUUGCAAUUGAAUAUGUGGAGUCACUGAAGGAGCUGCAUGUUUUUGUGGCCCAGUGUAAGGACUUAGCAGCAGCGGAUGUAAAAAAACAGCGUUCAGACCCAUAUGUAAAGGCCUAUUUGUUACCAGACAAAGGCAAAAUGGGCAAGAAGAAAACACUCGUAGUGAAGAAAACCUUGAAUCCUGUGUAUAACGAAAUACUGCGGUAUAAAAUUGAAAAACAAAUCUUAAAGACACAGAAGCUGAACCUGUCCGUUUGGCAUCGGGAUACAUUUAAGCGCAAUAGUUUCCUAGGGGAGGUGGAACUUGAUUUGGAAACAUGGGACUGGGAUAACAAACAGAAUAAACAAUUGAGAUGGUACCCUCUGAAGCGGAAGACAGCACCAGUUGCCCUUGAAGCAGAAAACAGAGGUGAAAUGAAACUAGCUCUCCAGUAUGUCCCAGAGCCAGUCCCUGGUAAAAAGCUUCCUACAACUGGAGAAGUGCACAUCUGGGUGAAGGAAUGCCUUGAUCUACCACUGCUAAGGGGAAGUCAUCUAAAUUCUUUUGUUAAAUGUACCAUCCUUCCAGAUACAAGUAGGAAAAGUCGCCAGAAGACAAGAGCUGUAGGGAAAACCACCAACCCUAUUUUCAACCACACUAUGGUGUAUGAUGGGUUCAGGCCUGAAGAUCUGAUGGAAGCCUGUGUAGAGCUUACUGUCUGGGACCAUUACAAAUUAACCAACCAAUUUUUGGGAGGUCUUCGGAUUGGCUUUGGAACAGGUAAAAGUUAUGGGACUGAAGUGGACUGGAUGGACUCUACUUCAGAGGAAGUUGCUCUCUGGGAGAAGAUGGUAAACUCCCCCAAUACUUGGAUUGAAGCAACACUGCCUCUCAGAAUGCUUUUGAUUGCCAAGAUUUCCAAAUGAGCCCAAAUUCCACUGGCUCCUCCACUGAAACUACUAAACCCGUGGAAUCUGAUCUUGAAAAUCUGAGUAGGUGGACAAAUAUCCUCACUUUCUAUCUAUUGCAUCUAAGGAAUACUAUACAGCAUGUAAAAGCCAAUCUGCAUGUGCUUCUUUGAUUACAAGGCCCAAGGGAUUUAAAUAAUAACAAAAUGUGUAAUUUGUGACUCUAACAUUAAAGAAUAUAUUUGAACAAGCUAGGAAAAUUGAACAUCUGCUGCUGCUUCAAAGAAAAAGUUGCCCCAGAGCAUUAAACAUGGGGUAUUGUUGAUAAGCAAAAUGUUCUUGUUUGCCAUCAUGUGUUUCACACCACAAUUCUGUGCCACAGUUAAGAGGGUCUGGUACCCUUGCAGGACCUUUGUAGGUUGUGGGAAAAAGUAGCAGAAAGAUACUCAAAGUGGGGCGCGGAAUGGAGACAGAACAUCAGUGAUGAUUAAAAAAAAAAAGUGGAUCUUAAGAAACUAUUUACUCUGCAAUCUCUAAUAAAAUGCGGAAUUCCAUGUUAGGACAAUGAGACUGAAUUUACUGGUGUUUUCUGCCUUGAGAAAACAGGCAGUUAAAACAAGCCUCAAAUGUAUUUUAGUGCCACCCACUGGCCAUAGGUAAAAUUCAGUUGUUGGCUUGUUUUGACUUAAUUCUAAGAUAGAUCUCAAGCCUGUAUUUUUAUGAGUUUAUUUUUUUAAAACCCUGCAUAUAUAUGAUUGUUUUUCUUAUAACUUUAUUAUAUGAAAUCAGCAUAAGAGUAGUCACAAACAUGUUUUACAACAAAGUUUUAAUUAGAGUGUAAGUUGUUCAGUUAUACUGUACUUCUUAUGUAUGUAAAAUUUUCAUAAAGUAUUUUGUAAAAACCCUUAGAAUAAAUUGUCAUUUGAUUUAAAUUGUAUUAGAAAA
Mandrillus leucophaeus (drill) is the source of this 6267-nucleotide messenger RNA. RefSeq names its product synaptotagmin-like 2 (gene SYTL2). The record is from RefSeq and is a predicted model, not a curated record. Lineage: Eukaryota; Metazoa; Chordata; Mammalia; Primates; Cercopithecidae. Gene Ontology annotation, molecular function: neurexin family protein binding; small GTPase binding. Bases 1 to 5340 code for a protein of 1779 amino acids. Gene Ontology annotation, cellular component: exocytic vesicle; plasma membrane. Gene Ontology annotation, biological process: exocytosis; intracellular protein transport. The transcript has 12 exons.